Messenger RNA from Pararge aegeria (speckled wood butterfly), 4190 nucleotides. RefSeq names its product rab3 GTPase-activating protein regulatory subunit (gene Rab3-GAP). The transcript is spliced from 9 exons. Gene Ontology annotation, biological process: regulation of GTPase activity. Lineage: Eukaryota; Metazoa; Arthropoda; Insecta; Lepidoptera; Nymphalidae. The record is from RefSeq and is a predicted model, not a curated record. Bases 163 to 4158 code for a protein of 1331 amino acids.
AUAAACCAAAAAGAAGAAGAAACAAUAAUGUCCAGAUGUGGACCAAAAUCUAAACCGUGAUCCUGUGCCUUGAUCCACUAUCAAAAUAUCAAUGUCUCGUUUCCGAAUUGGCGAUUAUAAAUAGAUCCCAUUUAUUACAUUUCUAAGUUAACUUGUAAAAAAAUGUGCAAUGUUGAAGAAAUCGCGGAUUGUGGAGAUAUUUUAACAUUGGGUAGAGCUUUGUUUAUACCAGAAAAAGAAGAUAAGACUUGGCUAUCAAAAUGCUCAGUAUCUUUGUCGUCUUGCGGAAACCUAUUGUCGGUUGGGUACAAAAAACGCCUCUGUUUUCUUACUGCUCAAUGGAUAAGUUCAAUCGAAAGCAACACAUAUUUGGUAUCAUGGAGUGGUACUCUUGCAUCUGAUAUCACCUCUGUUCUGACACUGUCAAUUUGUCCUUCACAACAAUCGUCACAGAAUGGGCCAGAUUGGUUCUGCAUAGUUGUUGGGUUUCAAAAUGGAAGUAUCGGAUUCUAUACAAACACUGGUCAUUUGUUAUUACAUGAAAAAUUAGAUGAAAAACCUGUAUUGAAAAUCUCAUGUCAUACAGGAACUUAUGGUACUCUUCCGGAUGAUGUUCACAUAAUAUUUCAAACUGGUGUUUGUGUCCUCAUUGGAUCAAGCUUGUUCCAAACACUUAGAAAUGCUAAAGCACAAGUUGCAAAAGUUCAAGCUGGUAUCCGGGAUGAACAUGCAGUAGAUAGCAGGAAUAUUCAGAUAAGAAAAUGGACAUUUACAGAACAGGAACAAAUUAAUGAUGCUGCAGUGGUUGGGCUAGAAUUAAAAAAUACUUAUGACCAUUUCCUAGCAGCUUCAACAUAUGGAGGAUAUGAUACUUGGUACCGCUCCAUUCCACCAGUCAAUACAUUAAUUCUUGCUUCAGGCAUAACGCCAUAUUUGGGAUUUCAUUAUGCAUUAGAGGGUGGAACAACUCCCCCUCUACAAGAUGUGGCUCGAGCAGUUGCCAAUAAAAUUAAAUCAGCACUACCUGGCUGGUUGGGUGGGUCUACCGAGGUUGCGCCAAAUAAUGCAGAGCCUCUAAUAAGAGCAGAACAGUUAUCAAUGAGGAAUGGUAUAUUUGAUGGACAGCGACACGGCACUACAGUCACAAUAUCUCCGGACCGGCGUCUUGCUGCAUUUACCGAUAGUUUAGGAAGAGUGGCUGUCUUAGAUGUAACCAAAGGCUGUGUUAUUAGACUUUUCAAAGGAUGCAGAGAUGCUCAGUGUGCUUUUGUUCAAAUUUUUGAUGCAGACAACAAAAAACCACAACUUUCUGUCAUUAAGGAGAUACGAAGAGCAUUGUUCUUAAUCAUUUACAAUCCGAAAAAAGGCCUUAUAGAUAUCAGACUCAUGCAAAGAGGCAGUAGAGUUGCAGUCUUCACAGCAACAAAAAAUGGAAAACUGUUAUACAAUACUUGCGGAUUGACUGGCGCAGAAAAAAAUUAUACUCAUAAAAAACUAAACUUACCAGAAUUUCAGUGUGUGCUAAUUGAUCCAGAUGGCAAGCUAAAGAAGUUUAAUAUUCCGUUCUACUACUCUUUGGAAGGCGAACAUUUAGAAAGGUCGAAAGAUUUACACAUUAUAAGAGCCAUACGCGAUAUUAUAAAGAAAUCUUCAAAUUUCUCGGACGACAUUAAAGAAGAAAUAGUUCAAAGUGCUUCAAAGUUGAAAACGUUGGAGAUUAAAAAACAUUGCUUAGAAAUGUUGAUAAAGAACCGUGAAACAUCUUCAGAAACACUAAUUUCUUGCUUAGAAAUAUUUUGGGACAGUCUUACUGAUGAUGAGUUGUAUGAGCAUAAUCAAAAAAUUCAAAACUAUUUUGGGAACCUCGCACUGGUCACUCUUUUUCAUAGACUUAUUUGUAACGAAAAUACUGAUGAUGUGCAAAAUUUAAUUGCCAAAGUCUGUGAAACCUUUGAGUUAAAACAGCAUUUAGAAAUUGACGAUAAACUUGACGAUGGCCUUGAUUUUCAUCUUUUAGAAGACGAUAAUUGUAUAUUAGAACGAUUAUUAAUUUUAGCACAAGAAAAAGAUUUCAGGGAGCAGCAACAGACAAAAGUUACUUUUGCAGAUAAUCACAUAAGCACAUACAAAGACUUUAUCUCGUGUUUUGUGCUAGAAAACAGAGAAGAAUUUAUAACAUUAAAACCAGAUAUAACAACUGAAAAAUUAAAUAAUUUAUCAUGCGACAUUUUUAAAUGUAUAAUUAAACUAAAUGACCUUACUUUGCUGACAAAAUGCGUUAAAGCUAGUAAUAUUGAUUCAAAAGAAAUCGUUAAACUUGUGAUUAUGCAUGUAGCUAACAUGCCACUCGAACAAAUAAAUUUAGAUUUAAUAGAGAAAAUCAUUGCUGUAUUGUAUUAUCUAUGUAGAGUGUCUGAAGAAGCUACUAAUAUGAAAUAUAAUGAAAUAUCUCCGUGGUGGGAAAAUAUUCGCGGCAUACUUGUCGACUUACCAUGCCCUCUAAGAAGUUUGAUACUUGCAAUGACUUGUAAAUCUGUUGCCAAUAUUUUUGAAUCUAUGUCUCCCGAAAAAGAGGACGCUUGGGAGUCUCUCACUAAAGAAAAUGCUAAAUGGGGUAUUCUAAUCGGCAAAUUAGAGGACAUAUCUAUAUUAAGUAUAAUUCUUAUGUGUAAGGCCAAUUUUCAUGGCGAUUCGCUACCUAAGCUUCCGUUUGAAGAGAUGAACAUUAAUUUAAAAUAUAUAUAUACGAGGGGAAAAGGCUCAGUAACAGAAUUGAUCGCCAAGUGGCUUUGUGGCAUGGGCGUGCCACCAGAGACAAUAGUGGCAAAUGAACUUAUGGAAAUGUUUGACGCUACUUCCAAUUCAGAAUUGAAUUCUACAGCAGGCGAUGAUAAACCUGAAUUCCUGUUCAUGGAAAAUAAUCGCCAUUAUAUUGAUAGUAAUCCGCAAAUAUUUAAAUGGUUAUCUCUCCUUCGAAGACAGUUUCCUUUGAGCACAAAGGCUGACUAUGUUCUUGCAAACAUGUGUUGGGAAUAUGCAAUGGAAUGGCAAAAGUCUUUAAAUAAAACUAUUGAGUUAGAAGCAGUACUACAAUGCUUAGAAAACAUAUCGGAUUUACAUUUACGUUUAGGUUUGUUUUCCAUAAUUUGGUUGACUUACAUAAAACAUACUUUCGAAGAUAGUUGUCGGCUUGUCAAUAAAGUAGGAAAAUUGCCUAAAGACCAUUUAUGCAUACAAGACCUUGGAUUCAAGAGCGAAUGCUUGAAGAGUUUUCUCAAUAUCGCAAAAAACUAUUUGGACAAAUUCUACUCUUGCUCUUUAAAGACGUUUGAUCAGGCAAAACAAGAAAUAAAGUUUGAAAAAAUUUGGGAUGAAAGUUUGCCAUCUUUGGUAGAAGUUGCACAAGAUACAAAAACUGUUAACAUAGAUAUUUUGAACCUGAACUAUCAAAUCUCAUGUACUAUUUAUUAUCAGUGUCAUUUCAACUUGAAGUUUACAAAGCCGUUAGAUAGUCUUUAUGAUAUUGACUAUCAGUACAUAUUGGAGGCUCUUGCAGGCAAUGUUGUACAGAGAGAUAUUAGUAUGAAAUGUUCAGAAAAGUUGUUGGCGCCCAGAAUGAAAUAUCUUACGAAAUUAACGCGAACUGCAGUUGAAACCAUAAGUUGUAUAGAUAACAAUGAAGAAUCCAAAUCAUACAAUAAUGAAGAAUGUUUACAUUGGAUUGAAAAUAUCUGCGUUUUGGCGGAACUAUGGGGUGUCGAUAACAACUAUGUGAGGCGACAAUAUGUGACUGGUUUAUAUCAUAUGGGAUAUGAUGAAUUAGCAGUGAAUAUACUCGGUUUAAUCACAGAACCACAGUUAUUACUGCCUUCAGUUUUAGCAAUAACCAUCCAAAGACUAAAACGAAGUUUAGAGAAUUCAACCAACCAACCGGAGUGGAUAGUAUCCAUGCCACCUCAGCUUUAUAAGAAAAUGCAAAAUACGAUUUUGGACCCAUCAAUUCCGGCUCAGCCGUCAUUGUCAACUACUACACUAGUUCUACAGAAACUAGUGUCCCAGAUUGCUAAAAAAACAAUGGAUGCAGAAGCAAUGCAAAACAUCAAAUUGGCUGAACUUAUUAUUGAAAGCUGCGAACUCUUAAUUAGAAGAAAAUUAUGAAAAUCUAAUCAAUAAAGUAUAAUGAAACUGUU